AUGCUCUUCAUUAUCAUCUUUCUCUUCUCUAUUCCCUCAUUAGUUUUUUCCCAACCUUUUAGUAAUUUUCAAAGGUCGAAGGCAGUGUGUGAUGGCACGGAUAAUAAUGAUAAUCCAGAUAGGGGAGCUAUCUGCGGGAGACCAUUGGGUAUAAGCUUCUACUUUAGGACAAAUCAACUAUAUGUGACGGAUGCUUAUAAAGGACUCGUAGUGGUUCCACCUAAUGGAAGACUUGCAGAAAAUGUUGCCACCAGCGCAGAAGGAGUACCCUUCAAAUUUCCUUUCCAUUUGGAUGUUGAUCAAGUAACUGGAGAUGUAUAUUUCACUGACUUUAGUUCUCAGUUUCAACUAAGCCAACUUCUACAAGCCAUUGAUGCUCGCGAUGCAACAGGAAGGUUGCUAAAAUACAAUCCCAACACUAGAGAGACAACAGUGCUACUAAGAGGACUUACAGGAGCAGCCGGGGUUGCGCUCAGUUAUGACCGAACAUACCUCCUCGUCGCUGAGAUGAACGCAAACAGAGUUAAAAAACUAUGGCUCAGCGGGCCGAACGCUUUUACGACGGUCGAUCUGAUCACUUUCCAGGGAAGACCUAAUAAUAUCGAGAAGAACUCGCUGACAGAUUUCUGGGUGGUGGUGAACACACGAAUACCGGGAACGACGGCUGGUUCAUUCAUUAGAAUACCAUCCGCGGUUAGAAUUUCAGGAAUAGGUGGUGGUAUUUUGCAGACUGUGGAUCUUAGUAGAUAUUUUCCAAAUAUGACAAUUAGUGAAUUCCAACCGUAUGGCCUUGGAGGUUACAUCGGUUCCCUAAGGACUGAUUAUCUUGGUCGUGGUAACUACUAA
This is a messenger RNA of Morus notabilis, 846 nucleotides long. Its product is annotated as protein STRICTOSIDINE SYNTHASE-LIKE 12. Gene Ontology annotation, biological process: biosynthetic process. The transcript has 3 exons. Bases 1 to 846 code for a protein of 281 amino acids. The record is from RefSeq and is a predicted model, not a curated record. Lineage: Eukaryota; Viridiplantae; Streptophyta; Magnoliopsida; Rosales; Moraceae. Gene Ontology annotation, molecular function: strictosidine synthase activity.